Leguminivora glycinivorella is the source of this 2967-nucleotide messenger RNA. RefSeq names its product ras-related protein Rab-11A (gene Rab11). Gene Ontology annotation, molecular function: GTP binding; GTPase activity. Bases 260 to 901 code for a protein of 213 amino acids. Gene Ontology annotation, cellular component: recycling endosome. Gene Ontology annotation, biological process: exocytosis. The transcript is spliced from 6 exons. The record is from RefSeq and is a predicted model, not a curated record. NCBI's taxonomy places the organism in Eukaryota, Metazoa, Arthropoda, Insecta, Lepidoptera, Tortricidae.
ACGCCUUUGGACACUGGUCGUGAGUGAAGGGGGCGUAACGUAAAGUUAUCCGCCAUUUUGUCCCCGAGACAAUUUAGAUUUAUAAUUAUUUUCAACCUGUGUGAAUAUUAUUAAUCCUUGUAUAAAAGUGAUAAUUCGGAGGCUGUGGAGUGUUUUGCGGAGCUGUGAUAUUUGUGUCUCCAGUUAUUUUUGUUUACCUUCAUCUUGACGUUUUAUAACUGACCGAUUUUGACGUCGUAUAGAGCUCUAGAUAAUCAAAAUGGGCACAAGAGAGGACGAAUACGAUUAUUUGUUCAAAGUGGUCCUAAUAGGAGACUCUGGUGUGGGUAAAUCCAGUCUUCUCUCUCGUUUCACUAGAAAUGAAUUUAAUUUAGAGUCUAAAUCAACAAUAGGCGUGGAAUUCGCAACAAGAAGUAUAGAGGUGGAUGGUAAAACCAUAAAGGCCCAGAUAUGGGACACGGCCGGUCAGGAGCGGUACCGCGCGAUCACGUCCGCGUACUACCGCGGCGCGGUGGGCGCGCUACUGGUGUACGAUAUCGCCAAGCACCUGUCCUACGAGAACGUGGAGCGAUGGCUGCGUGAGCUCCGCGACCACGCCGAUCAGAACAUCCUGAUCAUGCUCGUCGGCAACAAGAGCGAUCUCAGGCAUCUUAGAUCCAUCCCAACAGAAGAGGCAAAGGCAUUUGCGGAAAAGAAUGGACUUAGUUUUAUUGAAACUUCCGCUCUGGAUUCUACUAAUGUGGAACCUGCAUUCCAGAAUAUUUUAACCGAGAUCUACAGGAUCGUAUCGCAGAAGCAGAUGCGGGACCCGCCCGAGGGCGACGGCGCGGUCAUCCGCGCCGACGCCGAGCCCGCCGAGCACACCGCGUCCGACAGCGUGCGCCGCCAGUGCUGCCAGUAGACAGAAAGUCCAGUCAAUAUAGAAAAGCCGGAGAGAAAACAGUUGGAAACACUGAACGCAACCAUUACGAAUCAUUCCCAGACAGUGGUCUAAUAGUCGCCCACUCGCUAUCAUCACAACGCGGCACGGCUCUCACGGCCUUAGCAGAGGAAAAUAGGAUUCUUCGUAUUAUCUCAUUUCUUUUUGACCAGCCUAAAUAACUGAAUUUAUCAAUUAUGUCGUUGUCAGAUAAAAUGUAACAAAUUUGUUGGUUGACAAUAAGGCGAUACUCGAAUUAAGGCGCAAUAUGAAAUCGCAUUUUUUAAUAGAUCUUAUCUAAAACUGACACAUUAAAUUCCACGUGAUGUAAACACAACAAGAAUAUUCUUUUAUCGAGGUGGCAUCGACAUAUGGAUUAUGGACAUGACAACAGUGUGUAGAUAUUCUAAUUAAUUUUUGACGUGUAAGUGUCCAUCUUGUAAGAAACUAUAACAUAUUGAUGUGUCAUGUCGAGUAAAUAGACUUGAGGAAGUGGCCUAUUUUUCUCCAUUCGUGCAGCCAUAUCACAAUAGAAGUAAUUCUAGUCGUAUAUUGACUGAUUAAACAUCAGUUUUGGUGCUCAAUGCAGUGUGGGCGUGUUCAAUACUCUGCUAAAAUGACUUUUAUUGUGGCCAUAGAGUAGAGCUUUCGUUUAGCGAACAAUGAGAAGCAAACUUAAACAGCAUAAGAGUGGCGCAUGUAGAUAGCUUGUAUAAUUGUCGAUUUAUCGGUAUCUAAGUAUCUAGUGUCCGAACGAAAAAGUUAAAUAAUUGUUACAGACUUUAUAAACUAGAGAGCUUCAGUUCGCACUGAAUGAUUUGGCGCUCUUAACAAGUGAUUUAAUAUUGGAUUUAAUGUUUAUUUAAGGGAGCAACGUUUUUCUUUCGACUUUAGUUUAUAGUUCAUGUUAUAUCUAUUUAUUUAGUUAAUUAAUGCAUAGUUAUCUCAACCUGAUUUAGUUGGCGUUAUGCUACUAGAUAUAUUGACAUUUCCCUUUAUAAUUAUAAACAGAGCAAUAAAUUCGGGUGAACGAAAUUUAUAAUUAAUGUUUUAAAAGAGUAACUGUUAAAUAGCACACAAAUAAAUAGCUUGAUAUUUAAAAUGUCUUAUUGUUUUCGUAUUACACUAGCGGUAGUGUCAAGUAAUGAAUAGCUUUUUUAAAGGGACGAUUUUGUUUACGGAUAUUAUGUGCCUUGGACAUGGCUGGUCAUGUACAUUUUUAUUGAAGCUUUUAAUUAAUUUUUGCCCUUGUUCUGGAAAAGACCGGGUGGCGGGUCGUCGCCGGCCGUACACGGAUUCAAUGUUUAUUUGACACGAGCACGUAAAAAUUCAGUUUAUUAGAUCUAAAUUAAAACACCAAUAAUUGUAAGUAAAAUCAUAUUCAAAUUAUGAAUAAAAUGCAAAAAAUAUAUAGCGGAGGCCAUACACAUCUGUAUGUUAUUGAAGUCAAUGAAUAAUUUUGACGCAUCAAGUACAAGCCGGAGAGUAAAUGAAACAGUAGACAGAUGAUGUCGGUCCGUCGCCGCCGAGCUACGAGUCCGUGUACGGCGGGUGUGACGGAGUGCGGCGCGGAGCGCGGGCGCGGGCGCGGGCGGCGCACACUCAGCCGGCGGCCCCCGCCAUAUGCAGGCCGCUGGUGCAUUUCAGUCGCCCGCAACGACUGCUCGCUCUUACAAGGCAUGUCUUUAAUACUAGACUUGUAUCUUCACCUAUAAAUGGUACCUACGAACGCAUAAUAAAAACCUUAACAACAACAGCGCAUACACAGUCUCCGUUCCAUCAUGGAUGAAAGAUAGCUUAACAUAGAAUUGUAAUAUAAGCUUUAAGGAUUGCUAAGUAAGGUAUUUGAAAAUUGAUCGUCGACAGCCCGAGGCUCCCUACGCGCCGUUCUGCCAUUGUGGCUUGGAUUAUUUUCGAUACAUGAAUAUGCGGUGUUCGUAUUAAGAAAUAUAUAAUUGUAUUAUGGUCUUUACAUAUGCAUGGUUAUUUUUUUAGUGCCUAUCUGUAAUUACUUUAUUAAAGACAAAGAUAAUAAAAUAUAAUGUAAA